AUGUUCCGCCAAGCUUUAAGACUUGCCCCUGUCAUCUGCAAGCGUCCGGCUGUUGUCGGCGUUGUCCGUCCAAUUGUUGCCGUUCCUAGAGCUGCUCAGUUUUCCACGAGCUUUGCCCGGCUCAACACCGAGCCAAAGGCCCUUAUCCAGCAGGAGCUCGAGUACGAGAAGAAAGAGGCCUUUGACCUGGACCCAAGUUUUGUCGAAUACAUGAAAAACGAGAACAUCCAGGCCAUCGAGCCAAAGGACAACGUUUUCUGUCAUUUGGUCAAGGAACUCGACGCCGAGAAGGUGCACGUUCUGUUUGACCUGCAAAAGUUCACUUUUGCCACAAGCGAGGCCAAGAACUUUGCUGCUGAGCAAGAGUUUGACCAGGAGAUUCUCGAGGACAAGUCGGAGCUCUCCCAUAGCGCCGAGUUCUUUGUCGUUUUGGAAAAAGACGGCAAGGCUCUGCAAUUCGAGGUGGACAUUAGCGUCGAGGACUACGCUUUCUUCAUUGCCGGUGUCAAGGCCUUCAACAAGGUCGAAGACGCCCUGAAGUACGAGAACUGUGUUGGCGAGACCGACCAGCAAUACAGUGGCCCAAUCUACGAGAACUUGUCUGUGGAAGUCCAGGAUAUGUUUUCCGACCUGCUGCGUGAGAAGGGAAUGGACGAGGAGCUCGGAGAACUGCUUGUUGCCUACUCCACCUGGAAGGAGAACGAGAUGUACAUCAACUGGCUCGAGAAAGUCCAGGCCUUUGUGUAA
Molecule: messenger RNA, 747 nt
Organism: Ogataea philodendri
Lineage: Eukaryota; Fungi; Ascomycota; Pichiomycetes; Pichiales; Pichiaceae
Exons: 1
Coding region: 1-747 (248 amino acids)
Biological process (GO): cytosolic ribosome assembly
Cellular component (GO): mitochondrial matrix
Source: RefSeq, a predicted model, not a curated record